AUGAUCACUGAUGACGUUUUAGUUUAUAGGCACACAGGAAUGCUAUCAAUAUUGUAUUUAAUUAUAUUAUAUAGCACUUGUGAUUACACUGUUUCGAGUCUCUCUAAUGACCUUCAUACCCAAGAAUUACUCCUUUGUCGUAAAUGUGGCACAGAUGUGGUUGAUUCAUAUUAUUUAUUCAAUAAGUUGAGCCCUGGUGCGCAUAAAAUUGAAAAACAAAGUAUGUUUGGGAAACAAAAUGUUACAGUACAAACACUUAUUAAUCCAUUUGGAAUAAACUUUGAAAUUAUAACUAGUGAAAAGGCAAGAUGCAAGAACAUUGGUCCCAGUCAAGGUGCAGAUUCAUGGUUUCCAGGAUACACUUGGCAAAUAUGUGUAUGUCCACACUGUGGACAACAUAUAGGCUGGACAUUUACUCGUUCGGAUUUAAAUACUAAUGAUGAAGAUCAAAAUAUAAUUCUAUUUCAUGGCUUGAUUUUAAAUAAUAUUCUCGGAGAAAACUUCACGGACUCACUUAUAAUGAUGCCAAAGAUGUAUAAAAUGUAA
Messenger RNA from Leptosia nina, 546 nucleotides. The record is from the annotation of a GenBank genome assembly. NCBI's taxonomy places the organism in Eukaryota, Metazoa, Arthropoda, Insecta, Lepidoptera, Pieridae.